AGAGCGCCACUAAAAGCCACGACGCAGAGCUAGGAUGGUAAACCCGACGAGGGCCCAGAGGAGCAGAACCUAGAACGGGGCAUCAGCAUCCUGAUGUGUCACACUGGACCCAGGCCUCGGCGGAGCGCACGGAAGACAACUCCCCAGCUCGCAGGACCAACCUAAAAUGCCCAGAGGGAAUCUGGAAAAGUUAUAAGCAAAACAUCAUUUCUCUAAGAAAAUUCUGGAUAACAGAAGUUCUGAGUAACAGGACAAACCAAUUCCAUCACCAUGAGUUGGAGCUUCCUGACUCGCCUGCUAGAGGAGAUCCACAACCAUUCCACAUUCGUGGGGAAGAUCUGGCUCACUGUACUGAUUGUCUUCCGGAUUGUCCUUACAGCUGUAGGAGGAGAAUCCAUCUAUUAUGAUGAGCAAAGCAAAUUUGUGUGCAACACGGAGCAGCCAGGCUGUGAGAAUGUCUGCUAUGACGCCUUUGCACCCCUCUCCCAUGUGCGCUUCUGGGUAUUCCAGAUCAUUUUGGUGGCAACCCCCUCGGUGAUGUACCUGGGCUACGCCAUUCAUAAGAUUGCCAAGAUGGAGCAUGGCGAAGCAGACAAGAAAACAGCUCGGAGCAAACCCUAUGCAAUGCGUUGGAAACAGCACCGGGCUCUGGAAGAAACAGAAGAGGACCAUGAGGAGGAUCCCAUGAUGUAUCCGGAAAUGGAAUUGGAAAGUGAAAAAGAAAAUAAAGAGCAGAACCAACCUAAACCCAAGCACGAUGGCCGCCGGCGGAUUCGGGAGGACGGGCUUAUGAAAAUCUACGUGCUGCAGUUGCUGGCAAGGACCGUGUUUGAGGUGGGUUUUCUGAUAGGGCAGUAUUUUCUGUAUGGCUUCCAAGUCCACCCAUUUUAUGUGUGCAGCAGACUUCCUUGCCCUCAUAAGAUAGACUGCUUUAUUUCGAGACCCACUGAAAAGACCAUCUUCCUUCUGAUAAUGUAUGGUGUUACAGGCCUUUGCCUAUUGCUUAACAUUUGGGAGAUGCUUCAUUUAGGGUUUGGGACAAUUCGAGACUCACUAAACAGUAAAAGGAGGGAACUGGAAGAUCCGGGUGCUUAUAAUUAUCCCUUCACUUGGAAUACACCAUCUGCUCCCCCUGGCUAUAACAUUGCCGUCAAACCAGAUCAAAUCCAGUACACCGAACUGUCCAACGCUAAGAUUGCCUACAAGCAAAACAAGGCCAACAUCGCCCAGGAACAACAGUACGGCAGCCAUGAGGAGAACCUCCCAGCUGACCUGGAGACUCUGCAGCGGGAGAUCAAAAUGGCUCAGGAGCGCUUGGAUCUAGCAAUCCAGGCCUACAGUCACCAAAACAACCCUCAUGGUCCCCGGGAAAAAAAAGCCAAAGUGGGGUCCAAAGCUGGGUCCAACAAGAGCAGUGCUAGUAGCAAAUCAGGGGAUGGAAAGACCUCCGUCUGGAUUUAAUCUUGGCUGGGAUUAAAACUUGUGCUCUUCCAUAGUCCGUGGUAAGCAGCGGCUCACUGAAUAAUGGCCUCCGUUGAGUAAACAUUUGGCUCUGGUUAUCUUCAGGGAUGCUGUUGGCUCAUGAUCCACGCUCAGGGGACUCUGAAAGCGGGGCUGGGACAAGGGGGAGAAAAGGGGAAACACCAUGUUCGUGGGCACAUAUUUCAGCAAUAAUACUGUUACAGAACUUUACAUUUGUGUCUUCCAGAUCUGGAAAAAAAACAGAUAUAUUUAAAUCAUUCUUGUUGAAAAGUUUUUGUAUGUACAGUAUUAUGGUACAUUUUUUUAGUAUGAGUACUUUUUUUUGUAUUUGUAUAUUGGACCGCUGUAGUUACACUUUUAUAUUAAAGGGAAAAAAAUCCUUAAGGUAA
This is a messenger RNA of Lynx canadensis (Canada lynx), 1871 nucleotides long. It is a transcript of the gene GJC1, whose product is annotated as gap junction protein gamma 1. The transcript has 3 exons. Gene Ontology annotation, cellular component: connexin complex. Gene Ontology annotation, biological process: cell communication. The record is from RefSeq and is a predicted model, not a curated record. Bases 271 to 1461 code for a protein of 396 amino acids. Lineage: Eukaryota; Metazoa; Chordata; Mammalia; Carnivora; Felidae.